Messenger RNA from Dictyostelium discoideum AX4, 909 nucleotides. It is a transcript of the gene rpb3, whose product is annotated as RNA polymerase II core subunit. The record is from RefSeq and is a predicted model, not a curated record. The coding region runs from base 1 to 909 and encodes 302 amino acids. The transcript has 4 exons. NCBI's taxonomy places the organism in Eukaryota, Evosea, Eumycetozoa, Dictyosteliales, Dictyosteliaceae.
AUGUCACAAACAGUAUCACAACUUACCAGACAACCAGAAUUGGAAAUUUUAGAAAUUAAAAAUGAUAGUAUAAUAUUCAUUCUUUCAAAUACAGAUAUCAGUGUUGCAAAUGCACUAAGAAGAGUUAUGAUUGCAGAAGUACCAACAAUGUGUAUAGAUUUAGUUGAAUUUGAAUCGAAUAAUUCUGUGCUUUGUGAUGAAUUUAUAGCACAUAGAUUAGGGUUAAUACCAUUAGUUAGUGAUAAUAUCGAUAAAUUUUGUUAUACAAGAGAUUGCAGUUGUUCAGAUAGAUGUGAUCAAUGUAGUGUUGAACUAAGAUUAAAUGUUAAAUGUACAGAAAAUAGACCACGUGAUGUUACAAGUUCAGAUUUAUUAUCACAAAAUAGUGCAGUAAUUCCUGUAUCUUCACAAGUAACAAGUUCAAAUAGUGAACAAGAAAUUCCAAUUGUAAAAUUAAGAAGAGGACAAGAAAUUAAAUUAAGAGCAAUCGCUAAAAAAGGUGUAGGUAAAGAACAUGCAAAAUGGUCACCAUCAUGUGUUGCAACAUAUCAAUUUCAACCAAUUAUUGUAUUAAAUCAAAAUAGAAUAGAUGAAUUAACAGAUCAACAAAAAGAGGAAUGGGUUGGAAGUUGUCCAACCAAAGUUUACAGUUAUAGUCCACAUCAAUCAACACAACAAGUAACAAUCGAAGAUCCAUUAAGAUGUGUUUAUUGUUUGGAAUGUAAAAAGAAAGCAGAAUCAUUUGGUAAACCUGAUCUUGUACAUUUAGAACAAAAACAAGAUAAAUUCAUUUUUACUGUAGAGAGUUCAGGUGCAUUAAAACCAGAAGAUAUUGUUUUAUAUGCUAUUCAAAUUAUUAAACGUAAAUUAACAGACAUUCAAGGUCAAAUGGCCGAAGGAAUGCUUUAA